AUGUAUCCAACUAGUACACAAAAACAACAUUGGACAUUCUCCAAUCCUGAUGAAAUUCAAGAAUUGAGGACCAGAGCAAAUCAAGCUUACAGAGACAAACUGAGGCCUUUUUUACAGAAACCGGAAGAUGAAGAUCACCUGCUGGGUGUUCAAGAUGAAAACAGACUUUUGAAGAUAGUUCAGGAGACUGGAGUUAGGUUUGGCGACGAGUUUGUACCUAAAAUGUGGCCGGCUGUCAGAUGGACAGCUUUCGCUUUCUUCAAAAGGUUUUAUUUGAGACAUUCAGCUAUGGAAUACUCCCCGAAGAACAUCAUGAUGGCUUCCUAUUAUUUGGCGACCAAAGUAGACGAGUUCAAUAUUACGGUCCACGAUUUUAUAGCCAAUUUACAGUAAGUUUCUUUCAUGGUUUAUAUGUUUCUUGUUUUAGUUCCGGAACUCCAGAACAGAAUGCAGAAUGUGUGCUUCAUUGGGAGCCGAUAAUAAUGUUUAAAUUGGAUUAUCAGUUGACUAUUCAUUGCCCCUUCAGGUCAUUUGAGGGUCAUCUGAUUGAAAUGAAGACACACGGCAUGCUGGGUUUUGAUUUGGAAGGUAUCAGGGAAUAUUCAGAUGCCUUUUUCAAGGUAAAGAAAAAUUAUCGAAGAAAAUGAUAUUGUUAUUAUUUAGCAAUGUUUACUAAGCGACGUUAUGUUACUAUACACACCAACACAUAUUGCAUUGGCAGCUUUAAUGUACGGCUUGAACAAAAUGGGUAAGUAUUUGUUAAACAUGUUUUUUGUCAUAGAAAACCACAUAGCAAACAUAAUAUUACUCUUACUUUUAAUAACUUUUAAACUAAAUUAGAAUGUUUUAAUCAAUUUCAGAUAGACUUCCCUUUAUUAAAUUUCAUAUUUAGGUAAAAUGGAGGACAUUUUCCGAGAUUACAUCCACCGGUUAUGUCAAGUUGACGCUUGGACAUCGAAUACUGGGAAUGCCAUUCUCGCGGACAAGUUGAUGGUGUUGGUUGAGGAAAUAAUUCAAUUGGUGGUACGACAGACCGUGCCAAUACCACCUGAAGAACGAGGGAUAUUUCAAAAGGUAGGGAGCUGUUUUAAUUUAAGUUAUGAUAAUUAAAGUAAUAGUUUCUACUUUUGCCAAAACUAAUUUUGCUUACAUUUCUUUGUUUGUUUCUACAAAAAUCUUUAGUUUUAAAUUUUUAAAGGUAUUUUAUAUGAUACGAAUAGGUGGAAGUAGAUUAAGUGUGAAUUUUACUUUUGUUUGAUGAACAACUAAAAACGUCUUCAAUAGCAGUGCUAUAGCUAUUGGAAUGUCUUUCUCAUGACGAGGUCUCAAUACAUAACUAAAUCAUUUUGUUUUCAAAAACCCAUUUCCUCGAGCGUCGUAAUUAUAUUAUUAUUUAUACUAUUUCUUGAUUCAUUACGUGUUUUGAUGAGUCAUUAAUAUAGUAGUCCAUUUUAUGGCCAGCCUUUUCAAAACUUUAACCACAAAUAAUUCAGGAGAAGAUUCCGACGUUCAGCCGAAUUCAUAAUGAAUGUGAUGAGAGGAUGAAAGCCAUCGGGAAUGGGGCCGCGGCAACUGACGCCGGAGAAGUUGAAUCAGACGAUGACUAA
This is a messenger RNA of Bursaphelenchus okinawaensis, 1607 nucleotides long. Lineage: Eukaryota; Metazoa; Nematoda; Chromadorea; Rhabditida; Aphelenchoididae. The record is from the annotation of a GenBank genome assembly.